CAGUACAUUCGUUCACAUACACUCUGUUAUACAAGAGGAACGGUACACUGAGUGUGUAUAGGGUGUGUAGAGUGUGAAUGUGUGUGUGUUUGUAGUAUGUGUGUUUAGUCUACUCAGUAGUCUAGAAGUGGGACAAAUCAAAAUGAGGACAGCAAGUGUACAAGAGUAGGAAAACUGUAACAGUCACUGUCAACUGUAACGGCUCUCCUCUUCGUCUGAUGAUGAGGAAUAGGAAUCAUCGGACAACACGCAGCGUGUCAUCCCAGUACUGCCUGAGGUUUGACCAUUCCGUUCCACUGGGGCAUGACGGAGGCCUCGUGCGAGACGUAAAGCGUUGUGUGUGUGUUUGUGUCCGUGUGUGUGUCACAGAGAGAGAGUAACGGAAAGAGAGAGAACUAAAAUUCGAACACAAAAAACAAGACUCAACAUGCUACCACACACUAAGAGCCAGACACUGUCGUAAGCCAACAGAGUUUUACAGUCAAAUGUGUGCCCUGUUCUGAGGGUUGAGAGCUAGGCAUGUUGGGUAAAGACCCCCCCACCACCAGCAGCCUUAACCUGAUGACCUCUGACAUCGCUGUGGAACCCAGUGACAUCACAGACGGCCUCGGCAUCAGCAGGAAGAUGUCGGAGGUAGUUGAGAGUUUGGACACCAGAGAGUUGGACAUGGGAGAUGGAGAGGAGACUGACAAUGACCCUACCACCAUAGGGGACAGUCGUAUAGGGUUCAGUGCUGUGUAUCACACCGUGGGUUUUAAGGAGUCUGAAGCCAGGGUCUAUCUCCCUACUGUCCCCAUCACUGCUAAGAUACUGGAGGUGGAGAGGUUCAACACAGCCCAGGACAGGUUCAACAUCACGGCACAGAGGAGUGUCAACAAGAGUCAGCCUGCAGUGUUUAAGAUUGAGCUGAGACAUGGAGAGUUCAGCUGGGUGGUCAAGAGAAAGGAGAAACACUUCAUGGACCUCCACAGAGAACUGGUCCGAUACAAGAUGUUCAUGAGGGUACCGCUACCCUCCCGCAGCCACACAACGAGGAGGAGGACAAUGAAGAAGAGUGAAGCCAGACAUAUUCCUGAGCUACCCCGUGGCGGCGAUGAGUUGGCACAAGACGAACAGGUCUACAGCAGAAGGAAACAGCUGGAAGAUUAUCUGAACAAGCUGCUAAGGAUGGCCAUGUACAGAAAAUACUACCACACUAUGGAGUUUAUAGACGUCAGCCAGAUGUCCUUCAUCCAUGACCUGGGACCUAAAGGACUGGAGGGGAUGAUACACAAGCGUUCCGGAGGUCAUCGUAUCCCAGGCUUGAACUGCUGUGGUCACAGUGAAGUCUGCUACCGCUGGUCUAAACGCUGGUUGGUGGUGAAGGAUUCGUUCCUCUUCUACAUGAAGCCAGACUCAGGAGCCAUUUCCUUUGUUCUCCUGUUGGACAAAGAGUUCAGCGUCAAAAUGGACUCCAAAGACACAGAGACCAAAUACGGAGUACGCAUCGACAGCCUCUCCAGGUGCCUUGUACUGAAGUUGAACAGCUACAGACAUGCUCGGUGGUGGGGCCAGGCGAUAGAAGACUUUGUCCGUAAACACGGGAGGGCGUUUCUACGAGACCAUCGAUUUGGUUCCUUUGCUCAGGAGGAGCAGAACAUCCCUGCCAAAUGGUAUGUGAAUGGGAAGACCUACAUGGAAGAUGUAGCCGAUGCUCUGGAAGAAGCUAAAGAAGAGAUCUUCAUCACUGACUGGUGGUUGAGUCCAGAGAUCUUCCUGAAGAGGCCAGUUGUGGAGGGAAACAAAUGGAGACUGGACUGCAUCCUCAAACGCAAAGCACAAUUGGGGGUUCAUAUCUUUGUGAUGCUGUAUAAGGAGGUGGAGCUAGCUCUGGGCAUCAACAGUGAAUACAGCAAGAGAACACUAAUGCACCUGCACCCCAACAUCAAGGUGAUGCGCCACCCGGACCAUGUGUCGUCGUCUGUCUACCUGUGGGCACAUCACGAGAAGAUCAUCGUCAUCGACCAAUCAGUGGCCUUCGUUGGCGGGAUAGACCUGGCGUAUGGUCGCUGGGACGACCGAGAGCAUCGCCUGACAGACGUGGGGAGUGUGACACGCUCUGUUGCCCUGGAGAUGGAGCAGUCUCAGAGCUCUGCCCACCAUCCCUCCAGUAGGGGAGUGUCCUCUGCUGAUGGUGCCGCCAAUAGCAACGGAGGCAAACAAUCACUGCCUGGCAACCCAGGGGUGGAGCUUCCACGGCUGAAGGGGAUUGGACGAACCAGGAGGAUGCACUUCUCCCUGGUCAAACACCUCCACAAACACACUCUGCAGCAUGCAGACAGCAUCAGCUCCCUGGACAGCGCUGGCAGUGGUUCAGUGCGAAGCCUCCAGACAGGUGUAGGAGAGCUGAGGGGUAACACCAGGUUUUGGCAUGGAAAAGACUACUGCAACUUCGUCUACAAGGACUGGAUACAGCUGGAGAAACCCUUCGAUGACUUCAUUGACAGGUACACCACUCCCAGGAUGCCGUGGCAUGACAUCUCCUCUGUGGUCCAUGGGAAAGCUGCCAGGGACGUGGCCAGACACUUCAUACAGCGCUGGAACUUCUGUAAGAUAAUGAAGCCUAAGUAUCAUUCUCUCUCCUACCCGUACCUCCUGCCCAAGUCUCACAGCAGUGCCAGCGAGCUGAGGUACCAGGUGCCCGACUGUGUUCCCACUAGAGUACAGGUGUUGCGGUCAGCAGCUGACUGGUCAGCAGGUAUUAAGUAUCAUGAGGAGUCCAUCCACAACGCCUACCUCCAGACUAUCGCCAGGAGCAAGCACUUCAUCUACAUAGAGAACCAGUUUUUCAUCAGUUGUUCAGACAACAAGAUGGUCUAUAACAAGAUCGGAGAAGCGCUAAUCGAGAGGAUCCUCAGAGCUCACAAGGAGGGCAAGAAGUUCCGUGUGUACGUGGUGACUCCACUACUUCCUGGGUUUGAAGGUGACAUCACAACAGGGGGAGGAAACGCCCUUCAGGCCGUCAUGCAUUUCAACUACAGGACCAUGAUCAGAGGUGAAUACUCCAUCAUCUCCCAGCUGAAGAAAGAAAUGGAUGAACUACAGUGGAUGAACUACAUCUCGUUCUGUGGUCUGAGGACCCACGCUGAGCUGGAGGGACGCCUGGUCACAGAGCUCGUCUACGUCCACAGCAAGAUGCUCAUCGCAGACGACAACACCGUCAUCAUCGGUUCGGCCAACAUCAACGACCGCAGCAUGUUGGGGAAGCGUGACAGCGAGGUGGCGGUGAUCAUUGAGGACUCUGAGACCGUUACUGCGGUGAUGGACGGACAUGAGUACCAGGCUGGACGCUACGCACUGGCGCUACGUCUAGAGUGCUUCAGGACUAUCCUUGGAGCCCAUAUGGACACGACCAUAGAUGUGUCUGACCCUAUCUCUGACCACUUCUAUAAGGAUGUCUGGAUGACCACCGCUGGACGCAACGCAACCAUCUAUGAGAAGGUGUUCCGGUGCCUGCCGUCCUCCCUGGUUCGUAACAUGUCUGAGUUAGAGAGUUACCAGACGAACCCAGGCCUGGCCCAGUCUGACCCAGGUAAAGCCCAGGAGGAGCUAAGGAGGAUCAGAGGGUUCCUGGUUCAAUUCCCUCUGGACUUCCUCUCAGAACAGAACCUAAUGCCUUCUGUUGGGACCAAGGAGGGCAUGGUGCCUACUGAGAUCUGGACCUAGAGGACUAGAUACACACACACAGACCACUGCAUUGAACUGUGGAUCUUUAGAAUGAAGUUGAACUCUGGACCUCGAGCUGAUAGCUGACAACUUAAACCACAAACAUGGAGGACCAUGAUGCUGCUUGGCCCGUCACAUCCACAACUCAGCCAAUGAGACUGAUUGCCACGUGGACUAAUGAGGAAGUGCAGGGUUCUCAUAUCCAUUCAGGAGGACGCAGCGCUACAGGAUAUUCAGAUAGAAAUAUAUUGUGUAGAGCAGAUCAUCACUUCUCAUCAUGUAGGAUAGGGACCUGGUUAGCUCCAUAUUCAUAUAUUUCUAUCUGCAAAUGUAUAGGUUUAGAAUGUUUCACCUGACUGAAUACACCUGAAAAUGGGUGAAGAAAAUGAGAACCUUAUUCCAAGUAGAACCUCCUUCAUUUCUAAAAGUUUUGUCCUGUUUUGUGCCUUCUGAACACGACCCUGGACACUCCUAUGCCUGUCACCUACUCCGUUGGUUAUGCAUGUUCGUAUGGACGUAGCACUACGUAAGCUUAUACACUGUCUUUAGCUGUAGUGCCUAAAGUUCUGUUAUUUCUUUCUAGAAUGGAGGUUGUCUUUGAGAAGAACACAUGUAAAUGUUUACAAUCUAAAUAUGGAAUUGUUCUGUAAAAUCGUAAUUGUAAAACGAGACUUUUAAAGCUCACCAUAAAUGUCAUGUUAAAUUAACCACAAAACACGAUUAAAAACUCACUGAAUUUCAGCAGGAAUCGCAACUACCUACAGCCUUCGGGCUUCUGCCUUUAAGUAUACCUACUGUUCUAUCACUCCUUGUAAGUAUUUGUAUUGCCAAUUGUAUACAUAAUGUAUCAUAUUGCCAAUUAUUUAAUUAAAUCAUCAAUCCCAUAA
Messenger RNA from Oncorhynchus keta (chum salmon), 4592 nucleotides. Its product is annotated as phospholipase D1-like. Gene Ontology annotation, biological process: regulation of microvillus assembly; intracellular signal transduction; cell motility. The record is from RefSeq and is a predicted model, not a curated record. The transcript has 28 exons. NCBI's taxonomy places the organism in Eukaryota, Metazoa, Chordata, Actinopteri, Salmoniformes, Salmonidae. Gene Ontology annotation, molecular function: D-type glycerophospholipase activity; phosphatidylinositol binding. The coding region runs from base 520 to 3705 and encodes 1061 amino acids.